Molecule: messenger RNA, 309 nt
Organism: Penicillium soppii
Lineage: Eukaryota; Fungi; Ascomycota; Eurotiomycetes; Eurotiales; Aspergillaceae
Exons: 2
Coding region: 1-309 (102 amino acids)
Source: RefSeq, a predicted model, not a curated record
AUGUACCUUGCUAUAGACAACUCGAUAAUUAUCUUGAAUGGUUGGCAGCUUGGUCUUGCAUGCGCUGAUCUACACUUCUACAAUUACACAGAAGUUAUUGGAUCUACGAAUGUAGGUCAUAUGCCCGAUCUAGCUACAGCAAGAAAGAAAGAAAACGACCUAGAUGACAAGAACGAAAGGCACAAGGCCAUGAUAGAGCCUGUCAACGCCUCGGAAAUGGAUUCAAACCCAAUCAUAUCAAACGCCUGGCACCUUCCUGCCCAACACCGUCGUCCAGACGCGCGAACCACACACAAGCAAUGCCCGUGA